AUGCCUUGUUCGGCCCUGGUGCUGAUGAUCGCAUCAACGUCGACGAUGAUGGCCCUGCUGUACCUGCCUGCGGCGGUGCACCUCCCCCAGAUGCGUUGUGCAUGUCAUAUUCUCAAUCUGAUUGUCAAGGAGGCCUUAACUACUCUCAAGCCUUUGAUAGAAAUAUUUAGAACUGCAAUAUCAUUCUUAAAUUCAUCUAAUCAAAGAAUUGCUGCAUAUAAAAGUUACUGCAUUGCAACUGGUGUUAGGCCUAGAAAGUUUCAGCUGGACAUGGAGUCCUCUUUCACUACUUUCAUCCAAGCUCAGUAUCCUAGGUCUGAAGUUACAUUAUCUGGUGUGUACUAUCCUACAUCUCCACUUAUGAUUCAUUAUCUUGUUAAGAUUGAUUUGCAUCUAAAAAAUUAUGCUAAUAAUAUACACAUCAGAUCUGUGGUGCAACCUAUGAUAGACAAAUAUAAUAAGUACUGGAGGGACAUACCUUUGCUGUACUCUUUUGCAUUCAUCUUGGACCCCAGAGCUAAAAUGAAAGGUUUUACUAGGGUGCUUAGAAGGUUAGGUGGUCUCACCAGUACUGAUUAUUCUACUUAUUUGGUUGGCACUAGAGCUAGACUUACUGAUGUGUACAAUAAGUAUGAAGAGAAAUAUGGUGCUGUUAGGUUGAGGAGGACUGACCCUCCUGUCAUGUCUGGUAAGUCAAGAUCUGCUUGGGACGAAAUAUAUGAUGAUGAUGAUGGUGCUGCUGGUUUGGUUUCUGGUAGCUUGCCUGGUACUCUUAACAUCUCUAGAGAUACAUCUGCUACCUCUCUGCUACAUGCGGUAAGGUCAUCAGCUUCAGCUUCCAAUGCUUCUGAACUUGUGUCCUACUUGGACUGUGACAUUGUCAAUCACCUAACUGAUGACUUCAACAUCUUGAACUGGUGGCAUCAGCACAAACUUACAUACCCAGUACUCUCAAUCAUGGCUAAAGAUAUCUUAACUGUUCCUAUUUCUACCAUAUCUUCAGAAUCCACUUUUAGUAUGACUGGCAAGAUCAUCGAGGAGCGAAGAAGGAAUCUGAAGCCUGAAAUGGUGGAGAUGCUGACCUGCAUCAAGGAUUGGGAGGCUGCAGAAGCAAGGCUGCAACAGAAUGUGGAAGACAAGGAGCUUGAACAAGCUUUUGAAGAACUUUAUCUUGAUCAGUGA
Molecule: messenger RNA, 1182 nt
Organism: Panicum virgatum (switchgrass)
Lineage: Eukaryota; Viridiplantae; Streptophyta; Magnoliopsida; Poales; Poaceae
Product: zinc finger BED domain-containing protein RICESLEEPER 2-like
Exons: 4
Coding region: 1-1182 (393 amino acids)
Molecular function (GO): DNA binding; protein dimerization activity
Source: RefSeq, a predicted model, not a curated record